UGAUUCAAUGAUUCAAUCCAGGAAAAAAAUUGCAUACCACACUAACCAUUUUUGCAAUUUUAUCCUAUUUAAAUUCCCAUCCCGGGGUCAGUUACCCAGAAUUUAGAAAUAACGACGAAGGAUCGGAGCCCGUAACACAAGCACCUCUUCUGCUUAUUUACUCUUCCAGGCGCAGGGGCAAAAAGUAACACUCAUGUCAUCUUCAUUCCCUUCUCCAACUCCUCCGGCCACAGGAGGCGUACCUAUCUCCGCAAGAGGAAGAACAUCGCGUGGGCCGAGCAGUGUUUCACGAGAUAGCUCAGCAAAAACGAUGGUCACAGAUCAAAUCUCGCAAGCGGUUCUCUCUACCUCAAAUCUCCUUCACAUCAUGCUUCAAUCGUCUCCAUCUCAGGAUAAACUUGUAAAGCUUCCUAAAAAUCUCUUGGCUAAAGCGUCUACAAUAAAGAACACUCAACAGGUGUUGGAGCAGAUGCCUUUGGUGAUUUCAUCCUUAGAUGCACAUAUGGAUCAUGGGUUACAGAGUGUCCCUCAUCUUGAAACUGUAACACGGUUGCUAAGCAACAUAGAGAACAGCCAGCUCAAGCCUUUGACUUUGACUGAUGCUCCACUCUUGAGAGAGGAACCUAGAUCAGACACCGGCACACCACCAGAGGCAACCCAAACGACAUCAUUUGACUGAUACUUUUGUAGAUAACCUGGUUUUUGCAACAAAAUAUAUAUGUAAAAUUGUCUGCUUAGUGUUCUUUGUGGCUCAUCAAUAAACUUUUGGUUAAUUGGCUUCUAAGACAUUUAAUUUUAAUAUUUAAGAAACAUUAUGCCUUCUCUUAUUCUGGUCUGACAGACAUCCUAAGACAUCUCACAUGAAUAAUGUUUACGAUUGAUUUCUUAUAAUAAACCGUCCAUUAAUUAAAC
Lactuca saligna is the source of this 912-nucleotide messenger RNA. The record is from the annotation of a GenBank genome assembly. NCBI's taxonomy places the organism in Eukaryota, Viridiplantae, Streptophyta, Magnoliopsida, Asterales, Asteraceae.